AUGUCGGCAGUAUCCGCCCAAUUCGGUGGUGGUUUCGGGGGCCCAGGUGGUCAGGGCGGAUACGGGGGCGGUCAGGGCGGAUACGGGGGCAGUCAAGGUGGAUUUGGGGGCAGUCAGGGUGGAUUCGGGGGCGGACGGGGCGGUCAGGGCGGAUUCGGCGGUCAGGGAGGCCGCGGUUUCGGAGGUAGCCAAGGAGGCUUUGGUGGCAACCAAGGAGGUUUUGGUGGCAACCAAGGAGGAUUCGGUGGACAAGGUGGAUUCGGACGACAAGGUGGCUUCGGAGGUUAA
Messenger RNA from Cydia pomonella (codling moth), 288 nucleotides. RefSeq lists its product as uncharacterized. Lineage: Eukaryota; Metazoa; Arthropoda; Insecta; Lepidoptera; Tortricidae. Bases 1 to 288 code for a protein of 95 amino acids. The transcript has a single exon. The record is from RefSeq and is a predicted model, not a curated record.